AUGGGAGAUAUGAGAAACUUGCUGAAGAUGUUAAUGAUGGUUGUAUUUGUUGGAUGGAUGUUCGUUUGGGUUAUGAUUUCAACUAACCUUUUCAAAAACAAGUGGACUCCCAAAAUGACCAAGUAUUUCAAUACUACUUAUUUUGGCCCUCAAGGCAUAAAUCUAGUGCUUCUUACCGUUCCAAUGAUGUUCAUUGCGGUUCUGAGUUGUCUUUAUUUGCAUAUCCAGAAGAAACCCACCCAAACUCAAAGCAAAUCUAAGAUAAAAGGGAGAAUGGGGAGGGUGAUGAUGGUGAUGAACCCAUUGGGGAUAGUGACGGCCACAGAGUUUACUUUUUCUAUAUUGUUUGUGGCUCUUUUAAUUUGGGCUCUCGCCAAUUAUCUCUACAUUAGCUAUUUCGUCAGUCUUCAUAACCACGACAAUGCAGAACUAUGGAUGGCGAAGUUUAGGGCUUUUGGGCUGAGAAUAGGAUACGUCGGCCACUACUGCUGGGCCUUUUUGUUCUUCCCCGUGACAAGAGCCUCUACGAUUCUGCCACUAGUUGGGUUGACUUCAGAGUCAAGCAUCAAAUAUCACAUUUGGCUCGGACAUAUCUCAAACUUUCUUUUCCUCGUUCACACCGUCGUUUUCCUUAUCUACUGGGCCAUGACCAAUCAGUUGAUGGAUACGUUUGCAUGGAAUCCGACAUAUGUGCCUAAUCUUGCCGGUGCAAUAGCCAUGGUGAUCGGAAUAGUGAUGUGGGUGACAAGUUUUCCAUACUAUAGACGAAAGAAGUUUGAGAUUUUCUUCUACACUCACCAUCUGUACGUUCUCUACAUAAUCUUCUACAUGAUCCAUGUUGGAGACUCGUGGUUAUGCAUGAUCUUGCCCAACAUGUUUCUCUUCUUCAUCGACCGCUACUUGAGGUUCUUACAAUCCACCAAGAGAUCUAGACUUGUCUCUGCUCGGAUCUUACCUUCAGAUAACCUCGAGCUCACUUUCUCCAAAACCCCAGGCCUACAAUAUACACCAACGAGCAUAUUGUUUCUACAUGUGCCGAGCAUCUCCAAGCUUCAAUGGCAUCCAUUCACAAUAACUUCAAACAGCAACUUGGAGAAAGAUACAUUAAGUGUUGUCAUCAGAAGACAGGGAACUUGGACUCAAAAGCUUUACACCCAUCUCUCUUCUUCCAUUGAUUCUCUAGAGGUUUCCACUGAAGGUCCUUAUGGUCCUAACUCCUUAGAUAUGAGGCAUGACUCUCUAAUACUAGUGAGCGGGGGAAGUGGAGUCACUCCCUUCAUUUCAGUGAUCAGAGAACUCAUAUUCCAGGCCCAAAGCCAAAGCACAAAAAUACCAGAUGUUCUUCUUGUUUGUGCCUUUAAAUACUACCAUGAUCUUGCGUUUUUAGACCUAAUCUUCCCACCAGAUAUUUCAGUCUCGGACAUCUCUAGGCUGAAUCUCCGGAUCGAGGCCUAUAUAACACAAGAAGACAAGAAGCCGGAGGCAGCUGAUGAUACCAGAUUGUUGCAGACAAAAUGGUUCAAACCACAGCCACUAGACUCUCCAAUCUCACCUGUCCUUGGACCUAACAACAUACUCUGGCUCGGAGUUGUGAUCUUAUCAUCAUUCGUCAUGUUUCUCUUGCUCAUAGCGAUUGUUACACGUUACUACAUAUACCCUGUUGAUCGUAACACAGGAAAGAUCUACAACUUCUCGUACAGAGUUCUCUGGGACAUGUUCCUAGGAUGUGUGUGCAUUUUUAUUUCUUCAAGCGCGGUUUUCUUGUGGCGCAAGAAAGUUAACAAGGAAGGAGAUAAGGAGUCCAAGAAGCAGGUACAGAGCGUAGAUUUUCAGACGCCUACGUCUUCUCCAGGUUCAUGGUUCUGCAGCCACGAUAGAGAGCUCGAGAGCGUUCCCUAUCAAUCUAUAGUACAAGCCACUUCAGUCCAUUUUGGCUCCAAACCUAAUCUGAAAAAGAUUCUGUUUGAGGCCGAAGGUUCAGAAGACGUUGGAGUGAUGGUGUGCGGGCCAAGAAAGAUGAGGCAUGAGGUGGCAAGGAUAUGUUCAUCUGGUUUGGCUAAGAACCUUCACUUUGAAGCAAUUAGUUUCAACUGGUGAUCGAUUCCAUGUUCUGACUAUGUUGUUUAUUUUCAUUGUGAUUACCUUUGAUAUGUU
Molecule: messenger RNA, 2154 nt
Organism: Brassica oleracea var. oleracea
Lineage: Eukaryota; Viridiplantae; Streptophyta; Magnoliopsida; Brassicales; Brassicaceae
Product: ferric reduction oxidase 5
Exons: 8
Coding region: 1-2097 (698 amino acids)
Cellular component (GO): plasma membrane
Molecular function (GO): oxidoreductase activity
Source: RefSeq, a predicted model, not a curated record